Molecule: messenger RNA, 1539 nt
Organism: Girardinichthys multiradiatus
Lineage: Eukaryota; Metazoa; Chordata; Actinopteri; Cyprinodontiformes; Goodeidae
Gene: tbl2
Product: transducin beta like 2
Exons: 7
Coding region: 82-1407 (441 amino acids)
Biological process (GO): endoplasmic reticulum unfolded protein response
Cellular component (GO): endoplasmic reticulum
Molecular function (GO): protein binding
Source: RefSeq, a predicted model, not a curated record
AUCAUGAGCGCAUGCGCUGUGUCCUAUUAGAAUGGGCUAACUGUUAGCGUAGUAAAAAUUACGUGGCAGGAAUAUUUCAACAUGGAGGUAGCUGCAUUGGUUGCCCUGACUUUAUUAUUGGGUGGACUGGUUAUUCUAGUCGCUUUAGCGGUGGGGAGGCGGAAAGAAGAGAUAAAGGAGGAAUCGGAGCAGGCUGCGGAGAGUUCAGCUGAAGCCAGUGCUGCGAAGGGCCCAACGUCCAAGAAGCAGAAGCAAGAGAAGCAGCGGAGCCGCAAAGACAAACCAGUACAGCACAGCUUCAGCCAUCCGCUGCUGGCAGCUUCACUGAAGGGCCACAGUGGGAAUGUCACAUGCCUUGAUUUCAGCAGUAAUGGGAAAUACUUGGCGUCCUGCGCCGAUGACCGCACCGUCCGGAUCUGGAGCACCAAAGACUUCCUGGAGCGGGAACACAAGUGUCUCAGAGCUAACGUGGAGCUGGAUCACGCCACGCUGGUCCGCUUCAGCCCAGACUCCAGGGCGUUCAUCACCUGGCUCUCCAAUGGAGAUGCUAUUCGUAUCUUCAAAAUGAUCAAGAAGGAUGACGGGACCUUCAGCUUUAAGGCCGCCUCGGAGGAUUUCCCCCAGAAACACAAGGCCGCGAUCGUCAACAUUGGUAUCGCAGAGACGGGCAAGUUCAUCAUGAGUGCCUCCACAGACACCACCAUCCUUAUCUGGGACCUGAAAGGGGAGGUGCUGGCCUCCAUCAACACUAAUCAGAUGACCAAUUCUUAUGCAGCCACCUCCCCCUGUGGCAGGUUUGUAGCAUCCUGUGGCUUCACUCCUGAUGUGAAAGUUUGGGAGGUUUGCUUCGGAAAAGGAGGAGAGUUUAGAGAGGUCACCAGAGCGUUUGACCUGAAGGGCCAUUCUGCAGGAGUUCAUGCAUUUGCGUUUUCCAAUGACUCUCACAGAAUGGUGACGGUGUCUAAAGACGGAACAUGGAAGCUGUGGAACACAAAUGUGGAGUACAAAAAGCAGCAGGAUCCGUACCUCCUAAGGACAGUUCCCUGCUCCUCCUCCGACGGCAGCAGAGUGGCCUUGUCUCCGGACGGUCGCGUGGUUGCCAUCAGCGACGGCUGCAACGUGACGAUGUUCGACGCCACCACUGGGAAACUGGAGGAAGAGCUGCGUGGCGUCCAUAGCGAGGAGAUCACCGACAUCAGAUUCGACAUCAACAGUCGCUUCCUGGUGUGCAGCGGAGACAAGGCCAUCAGAGUGUUUCACAAUGCGCCGGGUUACCGGGCGGCCAUCAGGGACAUGCAGGACAUGCUGAAAAAGGCCCAGAAUGAGGCCAUGAAGCAGAGACUCCUGCAACAGAUCAGAGAGGCUCAGAGCGCUCUGGACACUGUGCUAGCUGCUCCCACUGAGUGAAGGAACGCACAAAGAGCCACGCUGGGAUGGUCAAGAUCGGCUCUCCUUUUUCUGUCAAGAAAAUAUUCAAAUCUGCAUGUCGUUUUAAUAAAAUUAUCUUUUUAUGGACGGAUUAAAGGUAAUGUGUUCAAA